Molecule: messenger RNA, 1565 nt
Organism: Mercurialis annua (annual mercury)
Lineage: Eukaryota; Viridiplantae; Streptophyta; Magnoliopsida; Malpighiales; Euphorbiaceae
Exons: 10
Coding region: 227-1300 (357 amino acids)
Source: RefSeq, a predicted model, not a curated record
AGAUGAUGACAAGUCGAGUUUCUUUGCUGAGGAUGAGGUUGAAAUUCCUGAUUUUUCCCAAGGCAAGGAAUCUACUCAUCAUCACAAUGACGAAGUUAGUUUGGAUGCUGAGGAUGUCUAUGCACUCUCAACACAUACCAUUAACCCUAGUGCUAAAAAGCUACUAAAAGAUAAUGAUGUUGGUUGUUUUAGAAAUCAAAAGCUAGAUGGAGCACGGACAUGGUCCAUGAUAAGUAAAGAAGCUGAGGCAUUGAUACAUUUGAAUGAAGAUGUGAUUCCUGCAGCUUCUGCUUUCUCAAACGCCGAGAAUACUUGUAAAGGAAUCAGAGGCAAAUUGAAGCCCAAAUUUUCUCUGCAUUUUAAGUCGCAUAAAAAUGGACUGGUUCAACCUUAUACUUAUAUGGAUGAAAAUGUCAUGUUGCCUAGUCCUUGUGACAUGCCUGAACAAUUGGAACCAAAUGAGGAUGGAACUUUAGAAGAUAUGAAUUUUGAGUUCCUUGAAGGUGUUGAUGAAGAAAAUAAUGAAAAGUUGGCAAUUUUGCCUGCUGAAGUGGAAGCUUUUGGGAAUGGACUCAUUAAACAUUCAAUGGCUGAGCUCUUAUUUGGCCUUCAAGAUGGAAAUGUUGUGCUAAAAGAAAAUUCUAAAAUGCCUAGAAGAACCAGAGGUAAGAAGGCACAGCUCAUUGUUAAGAAAAGUAUAUCAUCAUUAGGGGAGAGAAUCAUCGACAAUGAAGAACAGCCAGAACCAGUAUAUUCUGGAUCAUCUGGUGAUGACGAGGCUGAUCAUCACGGCCUAAGUCUUGCAAACCUGGUGAUGAAGAAGCAGACUAUGGCCGACCAAUUUCAAGAAGCUUUAGCUGCAACUUCUUUCAGCAAUGAAGAGGUCCAUGUUACUACUGCUAAAUUGUCAGGUAUCGGAUUGUUUGGGAAGUUGCAGCAGGUCAUGCAAAGUGAAAAGGAAAAGGAUGCUGAUUUUUUAAGUAGGAUACAGAUGGGACGUAGACCUGAUGAUGAAUCAUGUUCUAUUGUUGUAAAGAUCCUUUCAAGAUACUUGGAUGCGAAUUUGAUAGUUUGUCACUGCUCCUUUGGCGAGAAUGUAGAGGGAUUCCACUUGCCAGAUAACGCGCAAACAUUAUCCGAUCGAGGAAAGGAAGGAACGGUCAUAUUUAGUCCAAAAGUUUGCAGCAAUGUGGAUCUUGAAGUCGGGAACUUCAUUUGUAUACACCCUACAUGGAAAGAGAUUCAAGUGCUGGGUAAUGAUGAGACCAUUAUCUUAUCCACAUAUUUCUCCCAUAUUUGAUGUGGCCAGCUCAGGUUGAUUUUCCAAGAGAGAUAUAUAUAUAUAUCCUUGCGUUCAUAUUUAGCUUCAAAUUUCUUUCUUCUUUCAUCUAAUUGAUGAUGGCAUACAUGACAUGACUAUAUGUUAUUACACUUCUGCAUGCUUUGUAACAAUAUUGCCAAGAUGACAUGAGUUUGCGAGAAUUCGCGAAUUACUCGACAUGAUUUAUUUCAUUACAUAUCUGUAUAUUGAUUACAGUAUAUACAAUCUUGAUACUCCAAUGAAA